CGCCCAUAGUUUUUUCUUUAAUAAGCCAUUUAGCUCAGCAAAGUUGUAAUCCGCAUGCAGACACGCUCGCCUUUCAUGUAAAAAUAAGUAGGCUUUGCAUAGGCAGUAAAGCAAAUGUUAUUUUUUCUUUUGUAUUUUGCCGCAGAUCUCAUUUGUAAGCGAGCAAACCUGGGUAUGAAUCCCAAAUGAAUUCAAACACACACAUGCACACGCACACACACAGAGGACCGCAGUGCACGCAAACGUAAUUGGCAGAAAAAGAAAGAAGAACGCUUUGUAGGAUAUUUGUGCGUCUUUCACUCGAGUGUAACGUUGGACGGAGCAGCAGACGUCCCUAGAAACAAUAAAAAAGUGGAACCAUGUAAUAUUAAUGGAUCCGGAGUUGUGCGGGUGCCUUGGGUAAACGAAGUCGAUUGACGCGCGCGUUAAACCAGCCGCGUGUGAUUCCCAGCUUCAGUCAUUUUGGCAGCACGAUGAGAGAGAGAGACGGACACAGAGCUGUGAAACUGGACCCUCUGCCAGAGAUGUCGACGGAGAGGAAUCCCUGAAACCGCCGCUGCCCAGGAAAUGUGGACAAAUCUUGUUUUGUGGGCUUAUUUUCUGUCGGAUUUCUGCGCGUCGCUACAGAGUGGAGUGGACCAGGAUGCCGUGUGGGCGAUGCUGCCACAAGGGAUGCAUUGUGAUUUCGCAGAGAUGUUUUAGCAACCGUUGCAUAAAUUAAAAUAAGACAACCCGUCACAGGAAGGGAUUGGGAGCCUAAAGGGAUCUAAUAAGACAUCACCACCUGUUACUAGAAAAUCAGCACAGCCACCGAUCAGGGACCGACAGGAGUGAAACCUCACCACAUGAUAGCCUCAUUCUGGGACUAAUUCUGCAACACCUACAGCCAGCCAGGAGAGGUGACAGCAUUGCUCUCCUACCACCCAAGUCUUGACAGCCAUGACUCAGGAAGGCCCUCUGCUACGGCUCAGAUCAGGGAUCAACUCGCUGCUCAAUGGCUAGAUCUCAUCACACAAAGAGCUGGGGGCCUUUCUAUUGAGUAUCCCUCACUGCGUAGUAGCACAUGGAUUUCAAGACUUCAAAUGAAGAGACAAAGACUGGGAUUUAUUUGAUGCAAGAAGGUAAUGAGGAGCCAUUUAAUAUUCGACUACACUUGGCCAAAGAUAUUCUGACCAUUCAAGAACAAGAUGUCAUCUGUGUGUCAGGAGAGCCUUUUUAUUCAAGUGAGAGGACUGUAACGAUCAGGAGGCAGACAAUUGGAGGGUUUGGCCUGAGCAUCAAGGGCGGAGCAGAGCAUAAAAUCCCUGUUGUAAUAUCAAAAAUAUCAAAAGAACAAAAAGCUGAACUUUCUGGCCUGCUUUUUAUCGGAGACGGCAUCCUUCAGAUAAAUGGAAUAAACGUUAGAAGUUAUCGCCACGAGGAAGUGGUCCAGGUUUUGAGAAAUGCUGGUGAAGAAGUGACUCUUACAGUCUCCUUCCUAAAGAAGACUCCAGCCUUUUUGAAACUGCCCCUGUGUGAGGACUGCACAUGCAUCCCCAGCGACCAGAGUAGUGGGACAUCCUCUCCUCUGUGUGAUAGCGGCUUGCACUUGAACUACCAUCCUAACAACACGGACACGCUGUCCUGCUCGUCCUGGCCCACGUCCCCGGGGCUUCGCUGGGAGAAGAGAUGGGUAGAUCUGCGCCUUAUUCCACUGCUCCACUCACGCCUGUCGCAGUACAUCCCGGGCUCUGACGUCUGCAGGAAAAAUGCUUUCCAGGUCAUAGCCGUGGAUGGAGUUUGCAGUGGGGUUGUACAGUUUCCCACAGCGGAAGACUGCUUGGAGUGGCUUCAGGCAAUAGCGAACAACAUUUCCAGUCUCACCAAGCACAAUGUGAAGAAGAUUAACCGAAAUUUUCCAGUUAACCAGCAGAUUAUCUACAUGGGCUGGGUUGAUGAGAAAGAGCAGGACUCCGUUCAGGACCGAAUGUAUUCACCAAAGUUCCUCGCUUUGAGGGGUUCCUCCCUCUUCAAGUUUUCAGCACCUCCUGUGACAACAUGGGACUGGACCAGAGCAGAGAAAAGCUUUACUGUGUAUGAGAUAAUGUGCAAGAUUUUAAAGGAUAAUGACCUUCUGGACAAGAGGAAGCAUUGCUUCAGCGUCCAGACGGAGAGCGGGGAGGACAUGUUCUUCAGCGUGGAACUGGAGUGCGAGCUGCUGAUCUGGGAAAAGGCUUUUCAGAUGGCUACUUUCCUGGAGGUGGAGAGGAUACAGUGUAAAACAUAUGCCUGUAUCAUGGAGAGCCACCUUAUGGGACUAACAGUUGACUUCAGCAUGGGCUUUGUGUGCUUUGAUGCAGCUUCAAAGGUAGUACUGUGGAGAUACAAGUUCUCCCAACUAAAAGGAUCAUCUGAUGAUGGAAAAAGCAAGAUCAAGUUCUUGUUCCAAAAUCAGGACUCCAAAUCUAUUGAAGCAAAGGAGCUGGAGUUCUCAAACCUCUUUGCGGUGCUUCACUGUAUUCAUGCUUUUUUUGCUGCCAAAGUUGCUUGCCUGGACCCGAUGUUUGUGGAGAGCCAAGGCAACGCGACUACCACUGGGUUUCCCUCUCUUUCCAGUAUCUCAUGUAAUUCACAGACACCGAAACUCAAAUAUGCCACUUGACAGGCACUGCCCUCCCCAGACCCCAUCUAGAAGGACUCUGCACUUUGUAAAAUGGUGGCCAGGACAACUUGAAAAUGCUCGAAUUAUGGCAUUAUGGAGGGCAGCUCUAUACAGUGAUUAAAUAAAAGUCCUCCUUGGGAGUGAUAUACUUGAUACCUUGGAAGACCAUUCGGGGGGAUUUCUGGAAUAACUGUGGACCUAAACAUGAACCUCUACUUUCAGAAACAUCCCAAAAAGACUACAUGGACACAAAAUGUGUGAUUAAAAAAUGUUUUUCAGUGAAUGUGUUCUUCUUUUGUUCCUCAGACAUGCUUAUAAUCAACACAUCACAAAGAAAAAUGCAGUGCUUUUCCCCCAAGGUUCUAAUUUUAUUCAAGAUUUGAAGAGUUAAAUCAAAACAGAUUUUUAGUCUUUUUGUUCCACAUCAGACAGUACAUCACUUGAAUUUCUGCAAGGAUUUGUCAGGACACUGGAUAUUAUGAUAAUAUGAUAGUAUGAAGACGCUUUCUAUUUUAUGUAUUAUUAUUUACCUACAUUUAUACUUCAAUUAGUAGUUUUAAUUAGAUUUUCCACUGGAGUGUGUUAGAUUCUGACCAAAAGCUAAAUGGCAAAAUCAAUUUGAUUCUGAAUCAAAAUUUUGACUAAACUUAAUUACACAGACGUUUGCUGGCAGCAUUGCUGGGUGAAAGGACUCCUUUAGAUGGGUUUGUGUAUGGAUAUACUGAAUGACCUCAUUUAUUUCUCUCUGUAUAUGACACAGACCCACAGGUUGAGGUCAGAAUAUAACUAUUUCCUGGAUAAGUGUAUCCAUUAAACGCUGUAUGAAAGUGUAGUUUUUAUUGUAUGAAUGAAGAAUGACACCAAUAAUAAACAGUUUCACCAUCCACACAACCUUAAUCUGACAAUACCACUCUAAACAUGAUUAGAAACACUUCAUCAUAGGAUUUUGUUUUCUCCAAAAGUUGAUUCUGUAAAUAAACACUGAUAUUCAAAUGAACUCAAAGAAUUAUGAAUUAUCGCAAUUACUUGAGGGAUUACUAGUAGGGAUUACAGCAUUUAUUAAUUUGAUGUGCACCAGAGACAACUAGAUAGAUAGCGCAUAGCCUUGUGCUCUUUGCUCUAUGGACCAAUUCAGAAGAAAAAAAUCAGCUAUGGUGUAUUUUUGGAAUAUUUUUGACUUCAACUUGUAAAUAUAAUUUUUUUUAAAAACCCAUUUCAUUGACAAUGAGAAAACACACCGCGAGGACAAUAAAAUUAUGUAGCGUCAUGGCCUCCAAAAGGUUUUGAGGAUACCCCUUUAAACUUCAUUCUAUAUUAAACUGUUUAUAAAUGCAGCAGAGGGACAACUAAACUAUCAUAUUCAAAAAGAGUUCAGGUCAAUUAGCGCAAUUAGUCAUGCUCUUACCUUCCAUUUACAAAGUAGAAGAGGCCCAUGGGUAAGUAAACUCUAGAGGAUAGCAAAUUAAAUGGGGUCAGUAAAGUGCUUGGUACUGUGCGGGCUUGUUAAGCUGACAUGAGUGUCUGAGGGAGAGUAAUGGUGGUGCAGUCUAUGCAAAGAAAGUGACUGAUGCUUUUGUGCUUUAAAAUGAUCUUGGUUGCAUACCCUUAUAACAGGAUGUAGAGAGUGAGGUUUAUUUUGUUUUGUUUU
This is a messenger RNA of Micropterus salmoides (largemouth bass), 4289 nucleotides long. It is a transcript of the gene sntg1, whose product is annotated as syntrophin, gamma 1. Gene Ontology annotation, cellular component: dystrophin-associated glycoprotein complex; intracellular anatomical structure. Lineage: Eukaryota; Metazoa; Chordata; Actinopteri; Centrarchiformes; Centrarchidae. The transcript has 19 exons. The coding region runs from base 1064 to 2641 and encodes 525 amino acids. The record is from RefSeq and is a predicted model, not a curated record. Gene Ontology annotation, molecular function: protein binding; structural molecule activity.